AUGGCUACGACUUUUUAUAGAAAUCUGUUUACUUAUUUGCCUAAUCUAAAUCGAUGUUAUGCUAUAAGAGGGUUGCUUUCGUUAGUUCAGCAACACAGAUUAGAUGAGCUGAAUAGAUCAGUUCAGGAUGAGAAAAUCAAAGCGGCUAUAUUUGCUAUGGAACCCUCCAAGGCUCCAGGGCUUGACGGCUUUCAUGCUAGCUUCUAUCAGAAAAAUUGGCCGAUUGUGGGUGGUGUGGUGUGUAAGUUCUUUAAAGAGGUUUUCAUGGGUAAGUCUUGGUUUGAUGAUCUGAAUCGAACUCUCAUUGUUUUAAUUCCUAAAGUCAGUGUUCCUGAAUCUAUUACUCAAUUUAGGCCAAUUAGCCCGUGUAAUAUGAUCUAUAAGACGAUUACUAAGGUAAUUGUGGAAAGAUUGAAACCGCUGUUUCCUGAUUGGGUUUCAGAGAAUCAAACGAGUUUUGUUCCUGACAGGUCAAUUACCGAUAAUAAUAUUAUCACUCAGGAUGUUAUUCAUUCGAUGAACACUAAAUCAGGGAGUCAUGGCUGGAUGGCUAUCAAUAUUGAUUUGGAGAAAGCUCAUGAUAGACUUGAGUGGGAGUUUAUCGAGGAUACUCUCAUGGAUCUUAAGAUUACGACCUUCUCGGGGCAUCCGUCAAGGGGAUCCGUUUUCUCCAUAUCUGUUUGUCUUUUGCAUGGAGCGCUUUGUGCAACCUCAAAUAAUCAGGUGGAUCUUAUUAAGGCGGUGUUGCAUGACAUUUGUGUAGUGUAUGGGCAUAAAGUUAGUAAUCCGAAGAUUACAAUGUUCAUUUCUAAGAAUGUCCUAUCAAAUUUAAGAACUCAGAUUAGCGCAAAGUUUGGCUUCCAGGAAGAUAUGGGGAAAUAUUUGGGUGUUCAGCUUCUCCAUAGUAGGGUCUCGGAAGCUUCGUAUCGGUAUCUUGUUAAUAUGGUGCGUAACAAACUUAGUAGGUGGAAGACUCGGUCCCUUUCGCUUGUGAGUCGAAUUACUUUAGCCAAAUCUGUGUUAGCGGUUAUUCCCUCUUAUACAAUAUGGUCUACAAUGUUGCCUAAAAAAUUUGUGGAGUUGGAGAAGUGUAUUCGAGCCUUUAUUUGGGUUCGUACUGAUAAUACCAGAGGUGUCAAUAUUGCGAGGUGGAAGGAGCCUGAUUCUCUUUGGGUGAGAUUCCUACGGUCCAAGUACAAAUGCUCAAAUAGUGUGCCUGAGGGUAUUGGUGAUGGGAGAACUGUUGACUUCUGGUUCGACCUGUGGCUCGAUAACUAUGGGCCUCUUAUUCAGUAUGUGACUUCUGCUAGCGAGAUUGGGAUGGAAAGAACUUCGGUUGCUGAUAUGGUUGAUAAUAAUGGGGAAUGGAGAUGGGCAGCUUUUCAAUCUUAUCUUCCCUUUAAUGUUCUACUCUGGGUUGCAGCUAAGAAAUGUCCUAUCGAGAGUGACACUCGUGAUAUGGUGGGAUGGUAUCUGCGGGAAGACCUUAACUUCUCGGUGAAAUCUGCGUACCCGACUCGUAUUAAGGAUUAUAGUGGUAGUAAGGAGCCUGUUUGGGGGUUAAUUCAUAAAUAUCGUGGAUUGUCGAAGAUCAAAUACUUUCUUUGGCUAGUUGGAAAGGGGCGCAUUAUGAAUAAUGCUGAGAGAGUCAGACGCCACUUCUCUAGUGUUAGCAAUUGCACAUGUUGUAUGGCUUCGAUUGAGGAUAUUGAUCACGUUCUUCGCUCAUGCCCAUUAGCUUUUACAAUUUGGGUAGAUGUGAUUAAAAGGGAGAAGCUGAAUGAAUUCAUGACCAUGGAUAUCAAGAGUUGGUUGAUGUACAACCUUGGUGAUCCUGGUUACUUUGUGCAUGCGGUAGAGCACUGGGAUAUUAUGUUCGGUGCCAUUGUGUGGAACAUUUGGCUCAAUAGGAAUGUCAUUGCUUUUGAGACUCCGGUAGAUGACUGUCGAUCGGUAAUGGAUAAGAAUCUACAUUUGAAGGAAGCUACCUGUGUUGCGCUUGCGAUGAGGUCUAGUGUGCAGGGUUUGCAACCUGUGGUGGUGUUAUUCGGGACCACAAUGGGAGCUGGUGCAACGGUUGAUAGUUUGGAUGCUUUGGCCAUGAUUGAGAAGCACAUGGCUCCCUGUGCUAAAUUGACUAUUCUUCACCACGUCUUGGAGCUGUUGAAGCAGAACUGGUUGGUGAGGUUAGAGUACAUCGCUAGAGAAAGAAAUCGAGUUGCGGAUGUUGUGGCUAAGUUGCCAAGUUUGGCGAAUUCCAAUGCGUGA
Messenger RNA from Hibiscus syriacus, 2268 nucleotides. RefSeq lists its product as uncharacterized. The transcript has 7 exons. The coding region runs from base 1 to 2268 and encodes 755 amino acids. Lineage: Eukaryota; Viridiplantae; Streptophyta; Magnoliopsida; Malvales; Malvaceae. The record is from RefSeq and is a predicted model, not a curated record.